This is a messenger RNA of Gorilla gorilla gorilla (western lowland gorilla), 1527 nucleotides long. Its product is annotated as olfactory receptor 52M1-like. The transcript is spliced from 3 exons. NCBI's taxonomy places the organism in Eukaryota, Metazoa, Chordata, Mammalia, Primates, Hominidae. Gene Ontology annotation, biological process: G protein-coupled receptor signaling pathway. Gene Ontology annotation, molecular function: olfactory receptor activity; G protein-coupled receptor activity. The record is from RefSeq and is a predicted model, not a curated record. Gene Ontology annotation, cellular component: plasma membrane. Bases 1 to 1527 code for a protein of 508 amino acids.
AUGUUAACCCCUGAUAAUGCCUGCUCCGUGCCUACCUCUUUCUGGCUCACUGGCAUCCCUGGCCUGGAAUCCCUGCACAUCUGGCUCUCCAUCCCGUUUGGCUCCAUGUACCUGGUAGCUGUGCUGGGGAACAUAACCAUCCUGGCAGUGGUAAGGAUGGAGCACAGCCUGCAUCAGCCCAUGUACUUCUUCCUGUGCAUGUUGGCUGUCAUUGACUUGGUCCUGUCAACCUCCACCAUGCCCAAACUACUGGCCAUCUUCUGGUUUGGUGCCCACAACAUCGGUGUUAAUGCCUGUUUGGCCCAGAUGUUCUUCAUUCAUUGCUUUGCCACUGUUGAGUCAGGCAUCUUCCUUGCGGUGGCUUUUGAUCACUAUGUGGCCAUCUGUGACUCACUGCAUCAUACCUUGUUGCUCACCCAUGCUGUGGUGGGUCGUUUGGGGCUGGCUGCCCUCCUCCGGGGGGUAAUCUACAUUGGACCUCUGCCCCUAAUGAUUCGUCUGAGGUUGCCCCUUUACCACACCCAAAUCAUUGCCCAUUCCUACUGUGAGCACAUGGCUGUGGUCACCUUGGCAUGUGGUGACACAAGGGUCAACAACUUAUAUGGAAUGGGGAUUGGCUUUCUGGUAUUAAUCCUGGAUUCAUUGGCCAUCACUGCCUCCUAUGUGACGAUUUUCAGGGCUGUAAUGGGCUUGGCCACCUCUGAAGCCAGGCUUAAAACCUUAGGGACAUGUGGCUCUCACAUCUGUGCCAUCCUCGUCUUCUACAUCCCCAUUGCUGUUUCCUCUCUCACACACCGCUUUGGCCAUCGUGUGCCUCCCCAUAUCCAUAUCCAUAUCCAUAUCCUUUUGGCCAGCAUUUACCUCCUCAUCCCACCUGUCCUCAACCCAAUAGUCUAUGCUGUCCGCACCAAGCAGAUCCGAGAGACUCUUCUCCAUAUUGAGGCAAGGACUCAAACCAGAUUUCUGAGGAUUGUGGUCAAUAAGCUUGGUGGUAAGCUUGAGCACUCAGAGUACCCCGGGGACACCAGGGGACAAGCCAGUACUAAGUACUCGACUUAUUUAAACUUCAUAAAAACCCUCCUGUAUUAUCUCAACCCUGUCCCUGUUCAGCCCUGCUGUAGGGCUCUCAACCUCUUCUGCCUGUUUGGCCUGGCUCUCUUGAAGUCUCAGGCUCCCUUGAAGCCUGGGUCUGUCUCGGAAAAUCAGGUUCCCUUGAAGCCUGGGUCUGUCUCAGAAAAUCAGGUUCCCCUGAAGCCUGGGUCUCUCUCGGAAAAUCAGGUUCCCCUGAAGCCUGGGUCUCUCUCGGAAAAUCAGGUUCCCUUGAAGCCUGGGUCUCUCUCGGAAAAUCAGGUUCCCCUGAAGCCUGGGUCUCUCUCGGAAAAUCAGGUUCCCCUGAAGCCUGGGUCUCUCUCGGAAAAUCAGGUUCCCUUGAAGCCUGGGUCUCUCUUGGAAAAUCAGGUUCCCUUGAAGCCUGGAUCUCUCUUGGAAAAUCGGGUUCCCUUGAAGAAACCUCAGGCUCCCUUGUAG